UGAUAUUUGAAUCGCAUGAUAGUUUAAUUAAUAAAAUAGAUUUCAUGAUUUUCUUACCAACGCAAUGAAGCCCCAAAGGUGACCAUUUCGUCACAUAAUCUGAAUGAAAGUUAUUUUGAGUAUGCAUGAAAAAGAACACGCAAACGUCCCCAAAAGAAUAUUUUCGCUACAUUUUCAUGUAAGAAUUAAAAAUAUUUCGUAAGUCCGAAGAGCACAUGAAGUUCAUAUAAAUACCAUAAAAUUGACAUUGCAAUGUUUAGUUUACUUUUAACUUUUGUGCUGGAAAGACAGUCCCAAAUAAAGGUGAAAAUGUCUGAAGCCUUAAAUGUACCCUGUUCAAGUUCAUAUUUUGAUAAAUCACCUGCUCAUACACCCACAACUGUAUUAAAAUCUUUGGAUUUAUUAAAUGUUGAAGGAACAAUUUAUCCAGUCUCGGGAAGAAGUACGCCUUGUAGUGAACAUUCUUCAAAUGUGACGACACCAGUCCGUUAUAAAACUAUUAAAAGUAAUCCUGAAGAUGUUCAAAGACGUAAAAGUUUAGUGGAUGUAUGCUAUGAGCAAUCAAUUUCUGACGAGUUUUCUCAAAUUCAAUUAAGUAUUAAAGAACGUCGUGGAAGUAAUGAUGCAAUAACUUUCGAUCCUUUGCAUGCACAUAAUAAACCAUUAUCCAUGAUAAGCUGUAAAACUGACACAGAAAAUAAAUUUGUUGUUACAAAGAUUAUUAACGACGACGAUGAGAUUGAAAUAAUAGAUCUGGAUGACGAUGAUGAUGAACAAUACAGAAACUAUUCGAGAAGUCACUCUCCAAUACCUCUCAGACAAAACUACUACCCUAAUUGUGAUGUGAAUGUUUGGCUUCGCUCGUGUGAACAAGAAAUUAUUAAACCAAUUAAUGGCAUUUUAAGUGGUUUUAUUCCAGCUUGGAUUAACGGAUGUUUGCUUCGUAAUGGUCCUGGUAGCAUAAAAGUUGGUUCAAUGACAUUUAAUCACCUUUUUGAUAGCUCAGCACUCCUUCAUCGUUUUAAUAUUGAAAAUGGAAAUGUUACUUAUCAAUGUCGAUUCCUCAAAACUGAUUCAUACAAAAAGAACUUGGCAGCAAAUCGUGUUGUAGUUUCAGAAUUUGGAACUGCUUGUGCGCCUGACCCAUGUCAGAGUAUUUUUCAAAGAGUCGCAACACUUUUCAAGCCAGCUGAUGCUAAUUCUGAUAAUGCCAUGAUAUCCAUUUAUCCAUUUAAUGAUGAAUAUUUUGCUUUUGCUGAAAGUCCAGUUAUACAUAAAAUCGAUAUUGAUACUUUGGACACGACGGAAAGAGUGAAUUUGCAUGAACGUAUAGGAAUUGUUAAUCAUACUUCACAUCCUCAUGUUAUGAAUGAUGGUACAGUUUAUAAUGUUGGAUUGACUAUAACAAAAUCAGGUCCUGCUUAUGGUGUAAUUUGUUUCCCAAAAGGAGAAAGAAUUUUUGAUGAUGCAAAAAUAGUUGCUGAAAUUCCGACUAGAUGGAAAUUACAUCCUUCAUACAUGCACACAUUUGGAAUUACAGAAAAUUAUUUUAUCAUCGUAGAACAGCCACUGACCGUUUCCGUUCCAUCGGUAAUAAAAUCACAAUUAAUGAACGAGCCAAUGAUAACAUGUCUCAAAUGGUUUCCUGAUAAGCCUACACUCAUUUAUUUAGUUGAUAGGAGCUCAGGAGAAUUGCGUCACACAUAUCAAACUGAAGCUUUCUUUUUCCUUCAUAUAAUUAAUCAAUAUGAACAGGAUGAUCAUGUAAUUUUAGAUAUUAGCUGCUACAAAGAUCCUGAAAUGUUAAAUUGUAUGUAUAUUGAUAGCAUGAAAAAUAUGCAAAGUAAUCCUGACUAUGCACGUCUAUUUCGUGGACGACCUUUGAGAUUUGUUCUCCCAUUAAAAUAUCCUUCAAAAAUGAAAUCUUUAUCAAACUUUUUCUCAUGGAAUUGUGAAGCUACAGCUGACACAUUUAAUGUUUUUGAUAAUAAUCUUGUUAAGUUGAAAAAUUCAAGUGCUUCUGCAUUUUUACUUCCUGAUGGUUCUAUAUUUUGCAAACCUGAGCUUUUAUGUAAUUUAGGAUGUGAGACACCUCGAAUUCAUUAUGAAAAGCAUCUUGGUAACGACUAUCAAUAUUUCUAUGCUAUAAGCUCAGAUGUUGAUGCAGAUAACCCGGGAACUUUGAUAAAAGUUGAUGUCCACAAUAAAACAAGAAUCACUUGGAGUGAGAAAAAUGUUUACCCAAGCGAACCAAUUUUCGUUCCUUGUCCAAAUCCACAAACAGAAGAUGAUGGCAUUAUUUUAGCCUCAAUGGUUUGGGGUGAAGGUGACGAGAAUCAUGUUGGACUACUUGUACUUGAUGCAAAAGACAUGACUGAAUUAGGAAGAUGUGAGUUCAAAGAUUUGCCAGGUCCAGUUCCAAAAUGCCUUCAUGGAUGGUUUGCUGAAAAAAAAAUAAGGAAUUCAAGUGAAUAAUAUGAAAUGUUUAAAGAUUCACGCAAAAUGCUUUAUUAUUAACAAUUGCAAUAAAAAAACAAGCUUACAAACAUCCUUUAAUGUGCAGCAAAAAUAUAUUCUUUCAAUGCAUGACUCUAAGAUUAGUUUUAACAGGUUUAUGUACAUUACGCCUGGUUUUCUUUUUGAGAUUUUUUAUAAAUACUUUAGUGAGUGAGCUUUUGCAUCCCAUUCCUAUUUCUAUCAAACAUAUAGUUGCUGCUGCCGCUAAACCUACAAUCCAAACAGUAAAAAUGGCUGAUAGUUCAUGAAAUUUCAAGGGCUUGCUUGUAUUUUCUCGAGUUGAGAUAUGAAUGUGUUCCGUAUCAACAAACUCAUCAAGAAUAUAAUUAGUAAUGCCAAAUUCGCGAAACCAUUCAAUCUUUUCACUUAAAUGAUCGGCAAGAAAAUGAUUCUCUUGAAGAUAAAACACCAUUUGGUUCGUAACAAAUCGUUCUUUUAGUAUCAAAUAUGAAUAAUCUUUCAUGUGAAUUAAAUUUGCAUAUAUUACUUGUGGCUCAUAGCUAAAAACUACACCAUCAAAAGAACUUUCUAAUGUUUUGUGUCUAUAAAGUUCAAUUUCAGCAUUUUU
Chironomus riparius is the source of this 3085-nucleotide messenger RNA. The record is from the annotation of a GenBank genome assembly. Lineage: Eukaryota; Metazoa; Arthropoda; Insecta; Diptera; Chironomidae.